Molecule: messenger RNA, 477 nt
Organism: Fusarium oxysporum Fo47
Lineage: Eukaryota; Fungi; Ascomycota; Sordariomycetes; Hypocreales; Nectriaceae
Exons: 1
Coding region: 1-477 (158 amino acids)
Source: RefSeq, a predicted model, not a curated record
AUGGCAACUCCAACUUCUCAAGAACCAUCCCAACUAUCUCCAGAACAAAUGCAGUUGUAUGAAACAAUCAGGCAUUUCUUAUACACCAGAAAGAGGGAUGUCCGUAUGCCUGCAGUCGCAAAGACCGUAUUGGAGGUCUCGAUCCAGAAGCACAUGGCGAAGUACGAAGUGGAGUUUUUGGACAACGACGAAAGACUUCACGUUGCACUACCCCUCAAGGUGUGUGGGGAGGAUAGUUAUGAGGUGUACCUGAGUCUUAAAGAAAUGCGCGAUGCUGUGGAGAAGGCGAAUCUUUCGACCUUCUUCCACAGUGAUGAAACCCAGCUUUCGAGAGAGAUGAUUCAGAUGACGCAAGUCCGCAUACCACAGCUUCAAAACCUAAACGCCACAACAGGGAAGGAGGGCGAAAGAAUCAAAGCUGAACAGCGUCAGCUAGAAAUACACGAGAAAGCGAUAGCACGACAGAUGGCACGAUAG